Molecule: messenger RNA, 804 nt
Organism: Trichosurus vulpecula (common brushtail)
Lineage: Eukaryota; Metazoa; Chordata; Mammalia; Diprotodontia; Phalangeridae
Gene: OVOL1
Product: ovo like transcriptional repressor 1
Exons: 4
Coding region: 1-804 (267 amino acids)
Biological process (GO): epidermal cell differentiation; regulation of transcription by RNA polymerase II
Cellular component (GO): nucleus
Molecular function (GO): DNA-binding transcription factor activity, RNA polymerase II-specific; RNA polymerase II cis-regulatory region sequence-specific DNA binding
Source: RefSeq, a predicted model, not a curated record
AUGCCCCGGGCUUUCCUCGUGAAGAAGCCGUGCAUCUCCACGGGCAAGCGCAACUGGAGUGAGCUCCCGGACGAGGAGCGAGGCGAGAUCUACGUGCCGGUCAGCCUCGGCUUCUGCCCACCCCAGCCCUAUCAUGAUCUGGAGCCUUCAGUGGCCGAGCCUCCUUCCUGUCCACUGGCCCUGGACAUGAGUCUUCGGGAGCCUGGCUAUGGCACAGCCCCCAGGCCCUGUGUGGUGGCGCAGCUGCCAGCAGAAGACCUAGGCCGCUUGACUGACCCUCAGGCCCAUGACCAUGGCUUUCUGCAUCCCAAGAUGAAGGUGACCACAGGAGACAGCCCGAGUGGGGAGCUCUUCACCUGUCACAUCUGCCACAAGGCCUUCACCUACCAGCGCAUGCUUAACCGUCACAUGAAAUGCCACAACGAUGUCAAGAGACACCUUUGCACCUACUGUGGGAAGGGCUUCAAUGACACCUUUGACCUCAAAAGACAUGUGCGCACACAUACUGGUGUGCGUCCCUAUAAAUGUAGCUUGUGCGACAAAGCCUUCACCCAGCGCUGCUCCCUCGAGUCCCACCUCAAGAAGAUCCACGGGGUGCAGCAGAAAUACGCCUACAAAGAACGGCGGGCCAAGCUCUAUGUGUGUGAGGAGUGUGGCUGCACCUCCGACAGCCAGGAGGGCCAUGUCCUCCACCUGAAGGAACAGCACCCUGACAGCCCGCUGCUGAGGAAAACCUCUAAAAAGGUAGCUGGUGCCCUGCAGAACACAGUCACUACCCUGCUGCAGAACAGCCACCAUCUCUAA